AGCUGAAGCGGGGCAUAUCUAGAUUGAGCCGGGCAUUGCCGCAAGAUUUGGCGAUAUCGAACUAUCCCAAGCAUCAAAUCGCCAGGUUCCAAUUAAAUCUUACGACACCACAGUAAAACUUACGAUCGAAUACACGAAUUUGUUCUCUUAGUUACUCAACCAAUUGUAUCGGUAUAAAGAGAGCCUCUCGGCUCCGAGUGUAUUGCACGAUGUCGAAACGACAGGUCGGUCGGAUUAUCCUAGCACGGCCACAACUUCCCAGAGCUCGUUGCUCUCCUCUUCGACAACACUACACAUCCGGCGCGAAUAGGUCUAGUAGCUGGCGCUGGGCCAACAUAGCUACAAUUGCUGCUAUUUCGGUAUCAGGUUUAGUCUGCGCAAUGACGCUCCAGAAACCGGUUAAAUUCGAUGCGCGCUCACUCGCCGAGCUCGACGAGCGGACGAAACGAGAAAAAGGCGUUGACGAAAACUCACCAAUGCGUUUGCGCAUGGAACAAUUCAUUCGCGAACAACAAAAGGCCAUCGUAUUCGAGUUGGAAAAGCUAGACGGCAAGAGCUUCCGCGAGGACACGUGGGCUAGAGAGAAGGGUGGUGGCGGUAUUUCUUGCGUUUUGCAAGAGGGAAACGUGUUCGAAAAAGCUGGUGUGAAUAUCAGUGUCGUGUACGGAACAUUACCGAAGCCUGCGAUCGCGAAGAUGAGAGUCAACCACAAAAAUAUUGCGGAACAAGACGAGAUGGAUUUCUACGCGCUGGGAUUAAGUAUGGUCCUCCACCCCAACAAUCCCAUGGCACCAACCGUCCAUUUGAAUUACCGGUAUUUCGAGACGAUGCGACCGGAUGGUACUUCGCAAGCUUGGUGGUUUGGUGGAGGUAGCGACUUAACGCCAAGCUAUUUGUUCGACGAAGACGCGGUACACUUCCACAAAACGUUGAAAGAUGCUUGUGACAAGCACAACAAGGAUUAUUACCCUAGAUUCAAGAAGUGGUGCGACGAAUAUUUUUGUAAUGCCCACCGGGGCGAAUCUAGGGGUGUGGGUGGCAUUUUCUUUGACGAUUUGGAUGAAACUGUGGCCGAUGCCGACAAUUCAUUCGCAUUUAUCCAAGAUUGCUUAAAGAGUUUCUUACCUUCCUACAUGCCGAUUAUCGAAAGGCGAAAAGAUAUGCCAUUUACAGCAAAGGAGAAAGAAUGGCAACAGGUACGAAGAGGCAGAUAUGUUGAAUUCAAUUUAGUCCAUGAUCGGGGCACAGCGUUCGGAUUGAACGUCGCUGGUUCUAGAGUCGAGAGUAUUUUAAUGUCGCUUCCUUUAACGGCAUCUUGGCGAUAUAUGUACGAACCGGAACCGAGGAGUCGGGAACAGAGGCUUAUCGAAGUACUCAAGAAUCCUAAAGAAUGGGUCUAAUGAUUGUUUAUCUAAUGUAUUACGAUCAUGUAAUUUUAUAUCGGAAAGGCGCAAGAAAACGGAUCAUAUAAAAAACAUUUAGAGUUAGAUACCAUUCAUAUUAGAGGUA
Molecule: messenger RNA, 1509 nt
Organism: Hypoxylon trugodes
Lineage: Eukaryota; Fungi; Ascomycota; Sordariomycetes; Xylariales; Hypoxylaceae
Product: coproporphyrinogen III oxidase
Exons: 2
Coding region: 210-1400 (396 amino acids)
Cellular component (GO): mitochondrial intermembrane space; cytoplasm
Molecular function (GO): coproporphyrinogen oxidase activity
Source: RefSeq, a predicted model, not a curated record